AAGGUAAACAGUAGGAUGGUGUCCGGGGAGGCGGGAGGGCACAGCUACCUGGUGGCGUGCUGGCAGCCGAUCCUGGUUCUGAUGUUGGGCACCGUCCUAUCUGGCUCCACCACGGGCUGCCCCUCCCGGUGCGACUGCAAUGCUCAAGAGCGCUCGGUUGUGUGCCAUCGACGAAGACUGACAGCUCUGCCCGAGGGCAUCCCCAUUGAGACAAGGCUACUGGACCUUAGCAAGAACCGUCUGAAAAGCCUCGGGCCUGAGGAGUUCAUCAAUUACCCUCAACUGGAAGAGUUGCAGCUUAACGAAAACACUAUCUCAUCCAUUGAGCCAGGGGCUUUCAGCAACCUCGCCAAUCUGCGAACUCUGGGGCUGCGUAACAACCAGCUGAAGCUCAUUCAGCUGGGAGUAUUCACAGGCCUCAGCAACCUCACACAGCUGGAUAUUAGUGAGAAUAAAAUUGUGAUUCUCCUGGACUAUAUGUUCCAAGAACUGUACAACCUGAGGGCUCUGGAGGUUGGUGACAAUGACUUAGUCUUUAUUUCUCCACGCUCUUUUCAUGGACUCAGCAACCUCGAAAGCCUCAUCAUUGAGAGUUGCAACCUGGCCUCGGUUCCUACUGAUGGCCUCAGCCAACUGCAUAACCUGUUGUCACUUCGGUUACGCAAUCUUAAUGUCAGUGUCAUUAGGGAUUACACCUUCAAGAGGCUGUAUCGUCUCAGAGUGUUGGAGAUCUCUAAUAUGCCUGCCCUGGACACCAUGACCCCAAAAUGCCUGUUUGGACUAAAUAUAACAUCACUGUCUAUCACAAGCUGUAAUCUUACUGCCAUCCCUUACCAAGCCAUACGUCACCUGGGACAUCUUAGAUUUCUUAACCUGUCAUUCAAUCCCAUCCAUACUGUGGAAGGGAACCAGCUGUACAAUAUACAGAAGCUCCAGGCUUUUCAUUUGGUUGGUGGGAGAUUAACCACUAUUGAGCCCUAUUCAUUCCGAGGCCUGAACCACCUUCGCAUCCUAAAUGUAUCCAGCAAUAACUUGAGCACCCUGGAGGAGUCCGUCUUUCACUCGGUAGGGAACCUGGAAACCCUCGCUCUCUAUGAUAACCCUUUAGCCUGCGACUGUCGUCUGCUCUGGGUGUUCCGCAGAAGGUGGAGGCUAAACUUUAAUAGACAGCAGCCUAUGUGUGCUUCACCCGAGGGCGUGCAGGGUAAAGAGUUCAAAGACUUCCCUGAUAUUCUCCCUCCCAAAUAUUUCAUUUGCCAGAAGUCCAAGAUUGUAGACUACAGGGUUCAAGAAAGCCAUGUAGAUGAGGGAACCACAGUCUAUUUCACUUGCCAAGCUGAAGGUGAUCCGGUCCCGGUUAUAAUGUGGCUAUCCCCUAGAAAGGAGUACAUUACUACCAAAACCAUGGGGUCAAGACUUACUGUGUCAAAUGAUGGCACACUGGAGGUGCGAUAUGCCCAAAUCCAGGAUAAUGGCACUUAUCUAUGUAUUGCUAGCAAUGCAGCGGGAAAUGACACUAAACCUGCUCACCUCUUUGUGCAUAGCUACUCUCCCAACUGGCCCCAUCAACCUAACAAAACAUUUGCCUUCAUUUCCAACCAGCCAAGUGAGGAAGGUGCAAAUGUGACCAGGGCCACAGUUCCAUUUCCAUUUGAUGUAAAGACUCUUGUCAUUGCCACCACCAUGGGAUUCAUCUCUUUCCUGGGAGUUGUCCUUUUCUGUCUUGUUAUCCUUUUUCUCUGGAGUAGGGGAAAAGGGAACGCAAAGUCAAACAUAGAGGUUGAAUACGUGCCAAGAAAGGAGGAGGUGGAUGAGGCUAGUCCGACUGAGGCACCAUUGAAGUUCAACAUUAAAGUCAUGUAA
Lampris incognitus (smalleye Pacific opah) is the source of this 1863-nucleotide messenger RNA. RefSeq names its product leucine rich repeat and Ig domain containing 1b (gene lingo1b). Gene Ontology annotation, cellular component: plasma membrane. The coding region runs from base 16 to 1863 and encodes 615 amino acids. The record is from RefSeq and is a predicted model, not a curated record. Gene Ontology annotation, molecular function: protein binding. The transcript has a single exon. Lineage: Eukaryota; Metazoa; Chordata; Actinopteri; Lampriformes; Lampridae.